GCUUUCAACUGACACUUUGCAAGAUCUUCUGAAUUGUAACCAAGACAACGUUUACUAAAUUGACAGAUUUUUGAAAUAUUCGAGGAUUAAGAAUAAAAUCACAUUAUUCUUUAAAGUAACAUUCUGACCUAAACAGAUGAUCUUGGUAUACAUCAAGGUAAUCUUAGGAACAAAUAUAUUCAGAAGAUAAUGGUGGAUGAAGACCAGUUAGAAAAACAAAAUUGUUUUGGAAUCCAUACAAAAUAAACUCAACCGUAUUCUAUUCACUGAUAGUCAUCGCGAUUUACUGUUGAUGAUGGACUUCUGGCAAGUGCUACUAAGACUGGGACAGUUUUCCGUUCUGACAUUCAGAUUAGUUUUUACCUACUAUGAUGCGAGCCAUAAAAUCAAUUCUAUGUGGUAAUCGUGUAGAUUGUCCUCUCAUACCAAAAAAUGAAGCUUCUUGGAUGCGCGAUCUGUUUUUUCAUCGGGGUAACCCUAUUCAGUAGUGGUUUUUAUUUUUAUCUGAUAAUCAGUCAGUAUAUGAUUUCACAAACCUAUCAGGUACAUCGUGCUAUGUUUAAAAAUAUGGUUGAUUCGGCUAAAGGAUUCAUUGUAUCGGACGAAGAAUCUCUAUUUCAAUCUUCCAAUGAUAUUGAUACAAUCGAAAAGCAUCGUAAAAUGACCCUGAAUGUUACAUAUGAUCAUGAGCUUCGAAGGAAAAUUGAGAUAUUUCUUGUCCAGUUGAGGUCUAAAUUGAGAAGUUGGGAGCUCAGAAGCAAGAGUAUUCUUUGGAAAGAACAAAAUUCUUAUAAUCGAUACAACAUCACUUAUCAAAGAUCAAUUCCAACGUAUCCUAGUGUAACUCGUCUAUGUACCGUUCCAUUUGUUACGAUUGACUCUUCGUUAGAGCCUUUCACUUCUAAUGGAUUUGCUCCAAUUUUGCCAAAAAUUCCAGUCAUUAACUUUUUAAAAGAACGGUUUCCUAUUCAUGAAACAUGUGCCUUGGUUGCUAAUUCUGGUUCUUUAUCGGGAUCGAUGAAGGGUACGGAAAUUGAUUCCCACGACAUAAUUAUCCGCUUUAAUGAUGCACCCACAGUCGGCUAUGAAGUUGAUGUAGGAAAAAAGACAUCCAUCAGAAUACUCAAUUCUCAAGUUGUUUCUCGGCGCUCUUUCAACCUGUCCGAUCCUUUAUAUUCAUCAGCAGUGAAUCUAGUUUGGGAUCCAUCCUCUUUUCAAGUCGACUUAAAGCACUGGUACAGUUCUCCGGAUCACAAUUUUUUCCCGAAUUAUCAAAUUGCAAGGAAACUGACACCAAAUAUUCCUUUUUACAUUAUCCAUCCACGAGUUGCUUGGGAUCUGUGGAAGCAAUUGCAAACCAGCAAACCUCAUCGAAUUAAUCGAACACCACCUUCAUCUGGAUUCAUUGGUCUCCUUUUAGCAUUGCGGUUAUGUUCAUAUGUUUAUGCAUAUGAAUAUAUUCCAUCUAUUCGUAUAACGGAAAAAUGUCAUUAUUAUGACAACACUUCAGGGCUCGGCUGUACAUUUGGUGACUGGCAUCCAUUGGCAACUGAGAAGUUGUAUGCGCUACAUUUGAAUACAGCAAGUGAUUAUGAUUUAGCUAUUAAUGGGCGCAUGAGAACACGUGGAUGUGGCUAAAUUGUGAUACAAACUUUGAGAAGCGCUCAAUCAACUCCAGCUGAACUCUAACUCAAAACAUUCAUGAUUUCAAUAGCAAUUUCAUAUCUGGUUUUCACUUCGAUCUCCUGAUCGCGGAUGAGUGGUUAUCAUCAAAUUGGAAACAAAAUUAAAGGAAAAUAAUUAGUAAUGAUUCUUAAAAUUCUUGAUCUAAACUUUUACCAAUUAUUGCAUAAAAAGUCAAAUUUAACGAGUCAAACAUUUACAUAAUAACAGUCUUUAUCGUCAAAUAAUCACUAGCAUUGAGCAAAAAAAACGACUGAAUAAGAUACAAACAUUGAAAAUCGAUCAAGUUAAAAACCGUUAUUCCUACAAAAUGUCAACAUACCGAGUUACCAUGGAUUUAAUAUUGAAAAUCAAAAUGAAUGAAUAAAGACUGAAACAUAGAUGUAAUUAAUCGGGGAAUCAUUUGAAAUUUCAUCUUAAAUUAAUCGACACGAAGGAAGAAAAAAGGAAAAUCUUUGUUCCCAGAAGUUUAAUCAGCGUUCAUUUCUUUCCGCUGAACAUGUCGAUAUCUAUUGUAUUGCUACCCAUU
Tetranychus urticae (two-spotted spider mite) is the source of this 2212-nucleotide messenger RNA. Lineage: Eukaryota; Metazoa; Arthropoda; Arachnida; Trombidiformes; Tetranychidae. The record is from RefSeq and is a predicted model, not a curated record.